This is a messenger RNA of Amphimedon queenslandica, 573 nucleotides long. Its product is annotated as 40S ribosomal protein S20-like. The transcript has 4 exons. Gene Ontology annotation, biological process: translation. The record is from RefSeq and is a predicted model, not a curated record. NCBI's taxonomy places the organism in Eukaryota, Metazoa, Porifera, Demospongiae, Haplosclerida, Niphatidae. Gene Ontology annotation, cellular component: ribosome; small ribosomal subunit. Bases 98 to 457 code for a protein of 119 amino acids. Gene Ontology annotation, molecular function: structural constituent of ribosome.
CACGUGGUGAUAAGAGACUAAGAGUUAAAUUUUGAAGAAGAGAUAGGCUCAGCGCUGUUCCCAUUGGAUUAUCUCGGCCCAUCUCCUAUUGACUGCUAUGAGUUACGCCAAGAAAGACACUCAACUAAGGGAGGAGUCUCCUAUACACAAGAUUAGGAUUACACUUACCAGCAGAAAUGUCAAGAGUCUUGAGAAAGUUUGUAAUGAUUUGAUACGAAGAGCCAAGGACACAAAGCUCCCAAAAGUGAAAGGACCGAUCCGUAUGCCAACCAAGACCUUACGUAUCACCUGUCGCAAGACCCCCUGUGGAGAGGGGAGCAAAACUUGGGACCGUUUUGAGAUGAGGAUACACAAACGUGUCAUUGAUUUGCACAGUGCUGCUGAGACAGUGAAGCAGAUUACAUCAAUCUCCAUCGAGCCAGGAGUUGAAGUUGAAGUCACCAUUGCCAAUUCAUAAUUUAUUCUGCUUUGAAUGGACUCAAAAUGGUUGAAUUAAUUUCAAUAGAAAACUAAUAAAUAAAAAUUAUUAUUUUUAUUGAUCAUUAACAUUAAGCGUUACCCUUGACAACAUGA